UCCGUCCCCCACCCUUUUGCAACGCCUCCACAUUAUUCUUUCAACUAUCUGGCUCCCUCACUCAAUACUGGCUUGCUUUUCUAUUUUCCUGUCUACACACCUCAACUUUCCCUUGCUGCAGUUGUUGUAGGAGGAGAAGCUGUUCUCUAUAUCUCCCCCCUCUCUCCCACAGAUCACUGCUGCCAGAGAGACAGUAGUUAGGCUGUCCUGCCUGAUCAUGUGCUAGCUCCUCCUCCUACAAUUCUUUGAUUCACUGCCAAGGAGACAAGAACUAGUCCUCCUGUUUGUUUGCCUGUUUUUCCAUUCAAAAUUUCUCUCCUCCUUGCCAUGCUGUGAAGCUUGUGAAUCUUGGAAGAGACGGGCUGCAACAAGGGGAGAGGAAAUUUCUCCCAAAUAUUUUCUUUGCCCGCCUUCGUCAGAUCAUCAGAUCUAUAUCCUUCUCUCCGCUAGUUGACCCCAAAGAGGUCGCUGGCAAUGGCAUCUCCGUCGAGCACCGGCAACUCCGCCGUCUCCGUGGUGGUCGCAGCACCGACGACACCGGGGGCCGGGGCGCCGUGCGCUGCGUGCAAGUUCCUGCGGCGCAAGUGCCUCCCUGGUUGCGUGUUCGCGCCCUACUUCCCGCCGGAGGAGCCGCAGAAGUUCGCCAACGUGCACAAGGUGUUCGGCGCCAGCAACGUGACCAAGCUGCUCAACGAGCUGCCGCCGCACCAGCGGGAGGACGCCGUUAGCUCGCUGGCCUACGAGGCGGAGGCGCGGGUCAAGGACCCCGUCUACGGCUGCGUCGGCGCCAUCUCCGUGCUCCAGCGCCAGGUCCACCGCCUCCAGAAGGAGCUCGACGCCGCGCACACCGAGCUCCUCCGCUACGCCUGCGGCGAGCUCGGUGGCAUCCCCACCGCGCUUCCCGUCGUCACGGCCAGCAUCCCCACCGGCAGGCUCUCAUCCGCCGCAAUGCCGUGCCCCGGGCAGCUCGGCGGCGGCAUGUACAGCGGCGGAAGUGGCGGUGGCUUCCGGAGGCUCGGGCUUGUGGACGCGAUAGUGCCACAGCCACCUCUUUCCGCCGGUUGCUACUACAAUAUGCGGAGCAGCAACAACGCUGGAGGCAGCGUCGCCGCUGAGGUGGCGCCCGUGCAGAUCCCUUACGCCUCCAUGGCGAAUUGGGCUGUGAACGCCAUUAGCACCAUCACCACCACCUCAGGAUCAGAGAGCAUUGUGAUGGAUCACAAGGAAGGAGGCGACAGCAGCAUGUGAACUGGCGCACCCAACCAACAUGCAUGUGGAUUACCUCUCCUACUCUCAAGACCGAUGGAUGUGGAGAAUGAUAUGUGCGCUUUGGCCGGCCUUGACGCUCAAGGAAGGAAGCUUCGGGGAGACUGAUGGGAUCGAGCUAGCUCAUUCCCAGGUUAAUUAAGCUAAGAAGCAAUCUAUCUAUGAAUCUAUCUAUAUAUAGCCAACAUGAAUUAUAUAUGUCAGCGUCUCCCUUUCUGCAUGUUGUGCAAGCCAUACUUUGGGUCGACUUUGGAGUUCUAUAUGUAAUCGAAUCGAGAUCUAGCUUGAUCUCUCUUCUUUUCAUGAUUAAUCGAUCGGUUCCGCAGGAUCCAUGCAUCA
This is a messenger RNA of Triticum dicoccoides, 1605 nucleotides long. RefSeq names its product protein LATERAL ORGAN BOUNDARIES-like. Lineage: Eukaryota; Viridiplantae; Streptophyta; Magnoliopsida; Poales; Poaceae. The record is from RefSeq and is a predicted model, not a curated record. The transcript has 3 exons. The coding region runs from base 475 to 1248 and encodes 257 amino acids.